Messenger RNA from Nycticebus coucang (slow loris), 997 nucleotides. RefSeq names its product sulfotransferase 2A8-like. The transcript is spliced from 4 exons. Lineage: Eukaryota; Metazoa; Chordata; Mammalia; Primates; Lorisidae. The record is from RefSeq and is a predicted model, not a curated record. Gene Ontology annotation, molecular function: sulfotransferase activity. The coding region runs from base 1 to 600 and encodes 199 amino acids.
AUGAAGGGAAAUGGAAAGUCACAAUGGGGAAUUCUGAAUCCCGUAACCUCAGAUGGCCUUGUUGAUAGUAAGUACCCUGGAUUAUUACUGAUGAAAACCUCACCUGCCAGCAGUUGCCACAGCCUCCAACAGUGUGUGCAGCUGAAACCCUCACACCACGACAAGGACCUGAUCAUCAUGUCAGACGACCACUUAUGCUAUGAAGGGAUCCCUUUCCCACGGGUCUUCUGCAGUCCUGAAAUCCUCAGAAAAGCACGAGAAGAGUUUGUCAUGAAGGAUGAAGAUGUGGUAACAGUGACUUUCCUCAAAUCAGAAACAAACUGGUUGGUUGAGAUCCUCCACCUGAUUCACUCCAAGUGGGAUACCAAGUGGGUUCAGUCUGUUCCCAUCUGGGAACGCUCAACCUGGCUAGAGACUGAGGCUGGGUUUGCAUUAGCGAAUAAGAAGGAGGAGCCCACGUUUGCUCACCUCCCGCCUCCCCAUCCAUCUCUUCCCCAAGUCUUUCUUCAGUUCCAAGGCCAAGGUGAUUUAUGUCGUGAGAAAUCCCAAAGAUGUUAUUGUAUCCACUUAUUUUUUCUGGAAUUCAAUCAUUUGGAUUAAGAAACCAAAGUCAGUGGAGCAAUGUCUUGAAUGGUUGGUGGAAGGAAAAUGUGGGGGUGCUGCAAAAUAAGGAUGCUAGGGAGCGCGCGGAGUCCGUUCUCCGAACUCACCUGACACCCACUUUGUAUCCACAUCUCACCAGCCCAGGGCUACAACGCUCUGUCACCGCUGGAACCCAAAUCUGCAAAGUCCACCUACUAUCCUAAGUGGGAGCAGAACUCUAGCCAGCCCCUCGGAUGUCCCUGAUAAACCGUCAGCGCUGGGUUGGUGGGCAUUUAGCUUGUUUCCACAUUUUGGUGAUUGUAAUUGAGCUGCAGAAAAACAAUCUAGUGGAAAUGUCCUUAGGAUAAAAUGAACUUUUUCUUCUGAGUAGAUGCCCAGUAAUGGGAUUGCAGAA